CUAAAAAGGAGGAUCAAACUGUGUACGAUAAUGUGAAGGAGCAAAGCGAAACAAGCAAACAGACUGCUGACAUAAACUUCUCAGCAGGACUUUUGCCAGACAAGAAAACAAACAGCAGAGGUCGCUGCUAUCAGCAGGUGGCUUGUUGUUUGGGGAUUCUUUGUGUCAUUUUGCUGUUGGGCAUCAUAGCAGUCUGUGUCUACAUUACUACAUUAAGUCAUGAAAGUGAAAAAGAAAACUUGAGGAGGGAACACAACAAUCUGACAGUCCAGUUGGAGAACCUGACACAAGCCUAUACUGUCUUAAAAAGCAACAUCACAAACCUGUCUGCAGAAAACCAGAACCUGACAUCACAAAACACCAAGCUGUCUGCAGAAAACCAGAACCUGACAUCACAAAACACCAAGCUGUCUGCAGAAAACCAGAACCUGACAUCACAAAACACCAAGCUGUCUGCAGAAAACCAGAACGUCACAUCACAAAACAGGCAGCUAGAGACACAGAACCAGGAGCUCCAGACAGAGAGGAACAACUUAACGGAACAGAUACGGAACAUGGAGAAAAAGUGGAAUGAGCUCAACGUCAGUCGAGCUCAGUGGAGCAUUGAUGCCUACUGCCCAAAACCAAAGAACCAAAACAGACAGUGUAAAGCUUGUCAGGAUGGCUGGUUACCCUCCCAGUCCAGCUGCUAUGGGAUUAAUAACCCUGAUGUUUCUGGUCAGAAAACCUGGGAAGAAGCUCGAGAAGACUGCAGAGGAAAGAUUUCAGAUUUGGUUGUUAUAGCUGAUCAAACGGAGAAGACAUUCAUCAGUAAACACAGUUGGGGCAGUUCAGGAACCAAGGGAUACUGGAUUGGUCUGAGAGCUGAAGAUGGGAAAUGGAAGUGGGUCAAUGGAAGUGUUCUGACUGAAAACUCCUGGAUACAACAACCUGCUACCAACGGUCAGUGUGUAAUUUCUGUAGAGAAAGAAGGAUGGAAAUCAGUGAGCUGUGGUGACAGAAACAGAUGGAUCUGCAAAAAGAAGGCUUUAUCUCUUUAAACACUGCAGUCAUACUUGAGAAGG
Molecule: messenger RNA, 1064 nt
Organism: Micropterus dolomieu (smallmouth bass)
Lineage: Eukaryota; Metazoa; Chordata; Actinopteri; Centrarchiformes; Centrarchidae
Product: C-type lectin domain family 10 member A-like
Exons: 7
Source: RefSeq, a predicted model, not a curated record